GGCGACAUCACAGCUGGCACUCUAACUGCAGCACACUGUACAACGUUCUCUGGAAAUUUGACUGUGCAGUCCCUGUCUGCUUGCUCGACACUCGCCUUUUACCCUCUUACUGGCCCAAGCGACUUUUGUUGAAGCCCGACACAUAGUGCGCGUCUGUCAGUGCCAUCCGCCAUGCUGUACAAUCUGCUACCGCAUGCUCUCCAAUACCUCGUCGCCUCAUUGCUUCUGACGAAGCAGCCUGCCACCCCGCAUUCCCUCGUGCUUGAGCUGCGUCAUGAACAUGGAUUGUCGGACUCGGGUCGAGUGGUCUUCGCGGACAUUGACCCCUCAAGGUCCUCUCUCCUUCCCGGCGAACGGACUGUCAACUCUCGGAACGUAAAGGCUCAUCGUCCAGCAUCUCAUGAGUCAUUCUCAAGCGCGCGCUUCAAUAACUCAGCUUCUGUACUGUGGGACGAGGUUGAUAUCGAGGGCCCUGAUACGCAGGACCGCGAGACGUUGCGCGCUCUCGCGAAGAUGACUAACAAUGCCUACUACGAGCCUAUUGAGAAGUCGUGGUACGACCUAGGACCAGACUGGGACAAUCAAAGCUACCCGUUUGGCUGGGAGCCAGACGCAGACGGUUUCCGAGGAUACGUCUUUGCGACCCCUGACAACUCCACUGUCGUGAUCUCCGUCAAGGGCACUUCUGCUGGAUGGCUUGUCGGAGGCGGAGGUCCGACUACGCGGAAGGACAAGUUCAAUGAUAAUCUUCUGUUCUCCUGCUGCUGUGCCCGGGUAGGGCCAACGUGGUCUCCUGUCUGCGACUGCUACGAGGGUGGGCACAAGUGCGACCAGGGAUGUCUCGAGAAGAACAUUGCGGAGGAUAGCUUAUUCUACUCUGUCGGCACGAACUUGUACUAUAAUGUCACCUACAUGUAUCCGAACGCAAACAUCUGGCUCGUUGGCCAUUCUCUAGGGGGCUCGCUUGCCUCUCUCGUCGGCCUGACGUUUGGCGUACCAGUGGUGGCCUUCGAGGCACCAGGUGAGAAACUGGCGGCACGGCGCCUCCAUCUGCCCUUUCCGCCUUCCACGCAACAUAUCACACAUGUUUAUCACACCGCUGACCCCAUCGCAAUGGGUAUCUGCAACGGGGUCUCUUCAAGCUGUGCUAUUGCAGGAUAUGCCAUGGAGACUCGAUGCCAUCUAGGGAACACGAUCCUAUACGAUACCAUCACGAAGCUGAAAUGGUCCGCUGACAUUCGCACUCACUCCAUCCGCGUCAUCGUCGACAAGCUUCUCGCCGAAGACUGGGACACCGGCGACGGAAAUGGGGGAGAGAUCAAAGCUGUGCCGGAACCGAAGGCGGAAGACGACUGCGUGGAUUGCUUUGACUGGGAAUUUGGGGAUUAUCGCAAUGCCUCUGUCUCAACGUGUGGUCAUUCUUUCGUAUAGAAUCUGCGGGCAUUAUUGGGUUGUACUGCACUGUACCAUAGGACGUAUCAGUCGCGCAUGUUGUUCAUAUCGCAGGGUGGCCGGGUAUUCGUUACUAUCUAUCAUAGAUACUAUAUAUGCAUGCGGCUUGUCUUGAACAGCAUUAGAGUAAUCUUUAUGGUGCCAUGCGUUGCCCAGUUCAUUUCACAAGUGUCGUCUCCAGAGAAUCAGUGGAUCCUUAU
Laetiporus sulphureus 93-53 is the source of this 1652-nucleotide messenger RNA. RefSeq names its product alpha/beta-hydrolase. Gene Ontology annotation, molecular function: glycerophospholipase activity. Lineage: Eukaryota; Fungi; Basidiomycota; Agaricomycetes; Polyporales; Laetiporaceae. The coding region runs from base 172 to 1431 and encodes 419 amino acids. Gene Ontology annotation, biological process: piecemeal microautophagy of the nucleus; neutral lipid catabolic process; macroautophagy. The transcript has 7 exons. The record is from RefSeq and is a predicted model, not a curated record.